Messenger RNA from Entamoeba dispar SAW760, 1401 nucleotides. RefSeq lists its product as uncharacterized. Lineage: Eukaryota; Evosea; Mastigamoebida; Endamoebidae. The record is from RefSeq and is a predicted model, not a curated record. The transcript has 2 exons. Bases 1 to 1401 code for a protein of 466 amino acids.
AUGUCAAGUUCAGACCUUAGCUAUGAUAUUGUUCAUUCACUUCCUUCACGUGCUUAUAGUUCUUCAUAUAGUUCAGAUAAAUUAUUAGGAAGAUCAAGACAUAAACCAUUACCAUCUGAAUAUAUUUCAAUGUUUACAGGAUUUUUUGUUGUUGAAUUUGAUUUAGAAGAUGGAGAAGUAAUUAUUUUUAAACAACUUAGUAAUGAACUUAAUAAUGGAGUAGAAAAAGAACUUGUUAGAGUUUUAAUGGGAUGUGAUUAUUCUGCAGAUACAAAUGUUUCAAUUGAUCCAAAAAAUCCACCAAAAGAACGUCAAAAUUUAAUUUUAACACAUUCUAUUAUGAAUUUUCAUUGUAUCUCUGUUCAUUUUUCAGUAUUUAAUCCAAGUAAUAAAAGAGGAUAUGUAUCUACAAUUUGUAUUUCAAUACUUCAAUCUAGACAAUUUUCUUGUCAACAAGCAAAAUUUGUAAAAGAAGAAUUACAAAAAUGUUCAAAACAAUUACAAGAAAUAUCAUAUUCAUAUUGGAAUGGUACAACACAAAUAUUUGAAUCACCAUUAACAUUUAGUGAAUUAAUUAAUAUAGCAUUACAAUCUCAAAAUGGAUUAAAUACAAUAUUAACAUCAACAUCAAAAAUAGUAUUAAAUUCACAUAUCAAUACUUCUUAUGAUUCAUAUUUUAGUAAUAUUACUUCUCCAUCAACAGUACUUACUUUAGGUAAUUUUGCAUUAUGUAAUUCUAGUUUUAAUAAACCUAUUCCUCAUGAUUUUCCAUUUCCACCAAUUUUUCCUUUAUAUCAACCAUCAUUACGUUCUCAAAUUUCAGCAAAAUAUUCAUUUAAUGAUAUUAUUGAAACUAUGCCAAAACUUCUUCCUCAUUUAAUAUUAACAAUAUUAUCUGGUUGUAGAAUUACUAUUUUUCAAUCAAUACCAAUUCUUAAUACAUUUAAAUUAAAAGAAAUAGCUGAUUUUUUAACUUCACUUUGUAUUGGAGGAGUAUCUUGUGCUCAUUAUUCACCUAUUUUAAAUGAUGAUAAAUCAUUUAAUGGACAAAUUCUAGUAACAACAUCAAAUACAUUUACUGGAAAUGAUGCAGCAUUAGAUUUAUCAAAAGGAUUUAAAGGUUUAUUUUAUGAAGGAAAAGGAUUAUUAGAUAAUUUUAUUUCAUAUACUAAAGAAGGUGGUCAAUUUCUUGAAGAAAGAUAUUGGAAUAUAGUAUUAGAUUAUUGGGGACUUACUGUACGUUGUUUAGCUGGAGAAAGUAUUCCAACUAGUCAAGACAAAUAUGUUAUUCAAAAUUUUAUUCGUCGAGUAGAAAUAGAAAGAGAAGCAAAUAAAACAGGAAGAAUAGUACCUAAAAUUCCAAUUUUUUCACCUACUUUAUUUAAAUUUAUUCCAAAGUGA